Messenger RNA from Mus musculus (house mouse), 10803 nucleotides. RefSeq names its product SH3 and multiple ankyrin repeat domains 3 (gene Shank3). The coding region runs from base 5737 to 10626 and encodes 1629 amino acids. Gene Ontology annotation, molecular function: scaffold protein binding; structural constituent of postsynaptic density; ionotropic glutamate receptor binding. Gene Ontology annotation, biological process: associative learning; maintenance of postsynaptic density structure; memory. The record is from RefSeq and is a predicted model, not a curated record. The transcript is spliced from 23 exons. NCBI's taxonomy places the organism in Eukaryota, Metazoa, Chordata, Mammalia, Rodentia, Muridae. Gene Ontology annotation, cellular component: synapse; neuron spine; cytoplasm.
GUGAAGAUAAACCAUGACCAAGGCAACUCUUAUAAAAGAAAGCCUUUAUUUAGAGCUUGCUUACAGUCUCAGAGGUUCAGUCCAUUUUCAUCCUGGUGGGUAGCAUGGAACAGUCAGUCAGUCAUGGUGUUAGAGAAGUAACUGAGAGUUCUACAUCCAGAUCCUAAGGCAGUAGGAAGAAAGAGACUCUGGCCUUGGUAUGGGCUCUUUGAAACCUCAAAGCUCACCCCCAGUGAACAGUUCCUGGAAUAAGACCAUACCUUCUAAUCCUUUCAAAUGGUGGUGACCAAGUAUUCAAACCUAUGAACCUAUUGAGGGCCAUUCUCAUUCAAACCACCGUGCUUCACUGUCUCUGUCUCAAAAAACUAGAGGUGGCUCAGCAAUCAACUGUGUGUCUUGCUCUUGCAGAGGACUUGAGUUUGGGGUGGCUCACAAACCUCUUUUGAUGUCUCGGUUACCUAUGCUCCCAUGCAAAAGCCUACACAGAUCCACAUAUAUGUGUAAUUAACAAAAUAAAUCUUGAAAUAUCAAGCCGGGGCAAGGCAAGAUAUUUUAAUGAAAAACAAAGCAGUAACAUUACAUGACAGACAUGGGAAAUUUCUAAGGGAUGUACUUUCACGAAGAUAACUGAAGACCCAGAGAUGUUAAAGAGCGAGAAGCAAGAAAGAAGAGGCAGCGAGGGAACUGGCCAUCAUAAGAUGAAGUCUAAAGGAGUGCUCAUUGUUUGACCACAGGAGCAGUAACAAAAACAGGUAAUUUUUAAGUUAAGCAAAAUGGGCAACACCCUAUAGACCCUAUAGACUAAGAGGAUCCAUUGGAGCUUACUAUAAAUUCUUUUUAUCAUAUGUAAAGGGAUACUAAUUAGUUUAAUGAUUAUAAACUAUAUAACUUAAGUGUAGUCGUGACUCUGAAAAGAAAGACUGUAUCACUUCCAAAACAAUGAGAGGAAGGAGAGGGAAACAAAGAGAGCUUGAUCAAUUAAACGGAAAGUGGAAACAUAGAAAAGCGCCACACAGAGAAAGGAUAAGCACAAAACAAAUAAUAGAAAUUAAUUAAGAUGGUCCCUCAACUGAAGAAUGGAUAAAGAAAAGGUGGUACGUCUACACAAUGGACUACUAUUCAGCUAUUAAAAACAAAGACAUCAUGAAAUUUGCAGGUAAAUGGAUGGAACUCCAGAUGAUCAUCCUGAGUGAGGUAACCCAGACCCAGAAAGACCCGUAUGGCAUGUGCUCACUUAUAACUGGAGAUCAGCCAUAAAGUGCAGGGUAACCAUGCUACAAGCCAAAGAAGCCAAAUUAGAGGGAAGGUCCAAGCGAGGAUGUUUGAAUCUCAUUUGGAAGGGGGGGUAACAUAAAUCUGCAACUGGUGGGGGUGGGGAGGUGGAGGGCAUCUCGAACACUUGACAGAGACCUGGCAUAGGGGAGGUGCCUAAGAAUCAAUGAGGGUGACCUUAGCUGUGACUCACAGUCUUGGGGACAUGGAGCCUGAAGAGGACACCUCCUGUAGCCAGGUAGGAACCCCAGUGGAGCGACAGGGACAUCAACCCACCUACAAAACUUUCCAUCCAAAAUGUAUCCAGUCUACAAGAAAUGUAGGGAUGGAAGAUGGAGCAGAGACUGACAGAAUGGCCAACCAACAACUGGCCCAACCAGAAACCCAUUCCAUGGGCAAGCACCAAUCUCUGACACUAUUAAUGAUUCUGUGCUAUACUUGCAGACAGGAGUCUAACAUGGCUGUCCUCUGAGAGGAUCCACCCAGCAGCUGACUCAGAUGGAUGCAGAGACCCGCAGCCAAACAGUGGAUGGAGCUUGGAGACUCUUAUGGAAGACUAGUGGGGAAGGAUUGAGGGCCCUGAAGAGAAUAGGAACUCCACAGGAAGACCUACAGAGUCAACUAACCUGAAUCCUCGAGUCUCUUAGAGACUGAAACACCAACCAAAGAGCAUACAAGGGGUGGACCUAGGUCUCAGCACAGUUGUAACAGCUAUGCAGCUUGGUCUUCAUGUGGGUCCUGAACAACUACAGAGGGAGCUAUCCCAAAAGCUGUUGCCUGUCUAUAGGAUAUGUUCUUCUAGUUGGAUUGCCUUGUCUGGCCUCAGUGGGAGAGGAUGUGCCUAGCCCCGCAGAAACAUACUGAGGUAGGGGCAGUGAUCGGGAUGUAAAGUGAAUAAAUUAAUUAAAAAAUGAUCAUUAACACACACACACACACACACACACACACACAUAUGGUGAGAGAAAUAGAUAUAUAGAUAUAUUGAUAAUAGAUAUAUAGAUACAAAUGCUCACACUGGUUUUCAUUUUUAAUGCUUAAAAACAUGUAUAGUAUAUAUUAAACCUUAAAAAAUUUCAAACGAUUUUAUGAGUUUUGUGCUUAAACUUUAUGUAUUUGCACUGAAUACAUGCAGUGCUUCCUGAGGCCAGAAGGGGGCAUCCGAACCACUGGAGAUGGAGUUACAGAUCCUUGUGAGCCAUCCUGUUGGUGUUGGGAACUAAACUGGGUCCUGUAAAUGCUCUUAAUCACCGAGCCAUCUCUCCACCCUUUGUUUGUUUGCUCUGUUUUUGUUUUUGGAGACAAGGAUGGUCUGUGUAGCCCCGGCUGUCCUGGAACUCACUCUGUAGACCAGGAUAGUCUUGAACUCAGAGAUCUGCCUGUGCAUCACCAGGCCUCCCUUGCUUGGUUUUUUUUUUUUUUGAGAUGUAAUUUCAUUAUGUAGUCCAGGUUGUCCUAGAAAAUCCUAGGAUUUUCCUCCUUCGGCUUCAAGAUACAAGGAAAAUCUUCACAAACUGCACAAAGACCAGUAUUGUCCAGACCAUCUUUCCUGGGUCAUAAUGCAGGUAGAAAUCAUUAAUAGCUCGUCCACAAACUAUAUAGUCUCCAUUUGAAAAUGUAAACAAGCAUAUUCUUGUAACCCCCGACCAAAAAUAUAUAACAGAAAACUAAAAAAUGAAAUAAAAAUAUUACAUAUCAACACCUAUAACUCAGACGACGAGUGGAGAUUACCCAUGCUGAAUGUUUGUGAAGAACUUAGAAAAAAAAAAGAAAUGAAACACAAGAAGUGAAUCAGAUAACUAUCAGAUAAACUCAAAAGCAAUGUAGAGAAAAACAAAGUAGCAUAAAAAAAGAGCUGAGCAAACCCAAAAGCUCGGAGGCUGACGGACUGAUGGCGGUGAGUUUGAGGAGGCCUGGGAUACAUCGCAAGACUCUCGCUCAAACAUCGAAGAGCAAAAAGCUGAAUCUUAAGAGAUUCUUAUUCCUAGAGGAAGAAAAAUCAGACUCAAGAUGAGAUGGAAUAUGAAUAUACCUUUAGCUAUGACAUAAUCAGGAAUAAUAAAUACACACAUGCACGUGCGCGCGCGCGCGCACACACACACACACACAGAGUGGGGAUCUAGACAGCUUAUAGUCAAUCAAUUUAGCACUCAGAGUUUCACCUACUCCACAGUGAGGAGGUCUGAGCAGAAGUUGGGUGUAGUCUUCUAGGGGAUGGUUUAAUCUCCGGCUUACUUAGACAGCCAACAAGCUGAGCUGCACUGUGUACCAGGGCUUGGACACAGCAGAACCAGAGAGGCUAAUAAGACCCGUCUCUACAGGGGGCCCACCUUCUGGCAGGGAAAGACAGAUGCUAAGCAACAACAAAAAGGCAUCACAGUGCCUUGAAAGACAAUGGCAGCCUUACAAAAGAGAAAGCAAAAUCUGCACAGAAGUGAGCAAUCGGCAAAGAAGCACGGGGUGAGGUGGGUUCACAAAGGGAGAGAUGCAGCCUGGGAGAGGAAAGGCAUCUUGGAGAUGGCCUGGGUGAGCUGAGUAAUAGGAGGGAGAAGGAUGCUUGCAGGAAUGAUGGAUGGAAGGAAGGAAGGGAUACCCACGGAUGUGGGAGAGAGGCAAAUUACCUAGCAGACAGAGGAACCGACAGGGCCAAGCAAGGUCAACCAGAGGGCCAGUGGGUACGAAUGGAAGUAUGAAUCACAGGCCAGAGUAAACUUAGGGUGUGGAUGUGCUGAGCAUGGAGAUUUGGGCAUCUCCAGGGGAUGCUUAAGUAGUGGACCCAUGGAAGUGGCCUGGGGGCAGCUGCAGGAACAGGGGGCUGAGGACGACUGCUGUGUAUUUGCUCCCAAUCCCAUCCACAUGCCCUGCACUCGUUACAAAUCUUUCUCCACCCCCAAGUCUUUUGAAGCUGUGUAACCGAAAGUGCACCAGGAGGAGGGGAAGAAGUGUGUGGCUAGCCAAAAUAAGAUCUUUCCAGAAUUUUGGCCCUGGUGAAAGGAAGGAAUAAGCAAACCACCCUGGCAUUUGAAGGUAGGGCCAAGGCAGUGUCCUGUCACCUUCCCUGGGAGAUAGGGGGUCAGAUGGGCCUGAGGGAGGGCAGCUGGGGCUGCUCAAGUGGCUUGGGAGAGGUAAGGAGGAACCUGAAGUUAUCCUCAACAAAAUAAUUGCUAAAACACCUCUAUCCUAUUAAUUAGCUCUCCAGGAACCCAUUGGGAAAGACACCCAUGUGUUUCUGGGCAUUGUUACUGUUGUUGUUUAGCAGGGAGCAGGCUGGGGCACUGUGAGAUUCACUAAGAGUGGGCCAGGCACUGUGCAGGCCACAGGCUUGAUGUCACCCUGGGAGUGUGAAGGCUAGUUGGGGCCAGAGAUGGGGGUCAGUCUGCAGGUAGCUGGUUAAAAAAAAUACUUUCUCCCCCCAAAGCUUGGCAACAAAGAUCAAACAUAAUUAGAUUCACUCAGCAAGGGAGGUCAGGGGAGGCUUAAGGGCUCCCACGAGGUCCAGUUUGGGAUAGUAAGCCUGAAAGGGUAAGACCCAGGGCUCUGGGUCCAUUCAGGUCAAGGACAUGUCUACAGAGUGCCCAAGGCUGGCCAGCUGCCUGAUUGAGGACAUGGGAUUCCUCCACUCCUGUCUUAUCACUGGUGAUCUCUAGCCAUCAUUUUCCACCAGCAGGCAGCUAGUUUAGGGGAAAGGGGAGCUGGAAAUAAAAGAUGGGUGGAGAUUUUGAUGGGAGGGACUGGGUUUAGCCAGAGGGAGUUGGGGCAGGGGUCAAGGCGGAGAGGAAAGAGGCAAGGGAGGAAGAUGUUAGAGACUCCAGGGUCAGGAAGCAGAGUUUCCUCUCUGGGUUGGAACACAGGAAACCCAGCCCCGAGCUUCCCAAGGUGCUUCCUGGAGAUAAGGGAGACUCUUUCCUCUCCUGCUCCUCUGACAUCCUGCCCUAAGCCCUAGGGUACCCUAAGUUGCACCACUCAGGCACACCUUGGGAGGGGCUUGGAGGUCAGAGCCUACUGGGGCUUCACUUCCCCAAGCACGGAGGGGUCCACCCAGGCUUGAGGGUAGCAGGGAACAGACGUACAGAGGCACUGGAGACUCAGCUCUGCCGGUCGGCCUGUGGGUCCUCUUGCCCCGACGCGUUCCCCACCCAGCUCUAGAACCCUCCGUCACCCCAGUACGGUGGUCUGCGACGCUCGCCUGCAGCGGAAGCGCGGCGUGCCAUCCCCCCGCUGUGUCAGCCACUCCCCCUCGACAGCCAACCCCCCCCCUCUUCGGCGCGGGCCCCCGGCCCCCGCCCUCUGCACCACACGCCCACGCCGCCCCGACCCCGCGGGGGACCCCAGUUUCCCGGCCCCGGGCUUCCCAUCCCCGCCUCCGGCGCGGCCCCCUCCCCGCCUCCGCUCCGCUCCGGGCUCGGGCCCCCUCCCCCCGCCGCCCCCGCCCCCGGGGAAGGCAGGCGCCGCUCGAAGCCGGGGCCGAUGCAGCUAAACCGUGCCGCCGUCGCCGCCGCCGCUGCGCCUGCGGAGCCCCCGGAGCCGCUGUCCCCCGCGCUGGCCCCGGCCCCGGCCCCCCCCGGCCCCCUCCCGCGUAGCGCGGUCGGCGGGGCUCUUGCGGGGGGUCAGGGGGGGCCAGGGCGCCGCGCGGAGUCCCCGUGCGCUCCUCUCUCCGCCGGGAACAGUCCGGGCCCGGGCGCUAGCACCGGGAUGGACGGCCCCGGGGCCAGCGCCGUGGUCGUGCGCGUCGGCAUCCCGGACCUGCAACAAACGAAGUGCCUGCGUCUGGACCCAACCGCGCCCGUGUGGGCCGCCAAGCAGCGUGUGCUCUGCGCCCUCAAUCAUAGCCUUCAAGACGCGCUCAACUACGGGCUAUUCCAGCCUCCCUCCCGGGGUCGCGCCGGCAAGUUCCUGGAUGAAGAGCGGCUCUUACAGGACUACCCGCCUAACCUGGACACGCCCCUGCCCUAUCUGGAGUUCCGAUACAAGCGGAGAGUUUAUGCCCAGAACCUCAUAGAUGACAAGCAGUUUGCAAAGCUACACACAAAGGCAAACCUGAAGAAGUUCAUGGACUAUGUCCAGCUACACAGCACAGAUAAGGUGGCCCGCCUGCUGGACAAGGGGCUGGACCCCAAUUUCCAUGACCCUGACUCAGGAGAGUGCCCUCUGAGCCUUGCGGCACAGUUGGACAACGCCACUGACCUCCUGAAGGUUCUCCGCAACGGCGGUGCUCAUCUGGACUUCCGGACCCGAGAUGGGCUGACAGCCGUCCACUGUGCUACCCGCCAGCGGAACGCAGGGGCAUUGACGACCCUGCUGGACCUGGGGGCUUCGCCUGACUACAAGGACAGCCGCGGCCUGACGCCCCUGUACCAUAGUGCCCUAGGGGGCGGGGAUGCCCUCUGUUGCGAGCUGCUUCUCCAUGAUCAUGCACAGCUGGGGACCACUGAUGAGAAUGGUUGGCAAGAGAUCCAUCAGGCCUGUCGCUUUGGACACGUGCAGCACCUGGAGCACCUUUUGUUCUAUGGGGCCAACAUGGGUGCUCAGAAUGCCUCGGGAAACACAGCCCUGCACAUCUGUGCCCUCUACAACCAGGAGAGUUGCGCGCGCGUCCUGCUUUUCCGUGGUGCCAACAAGGACGUCCGCAAUUACAACAGCCAGACAGCCUUCCAGGUGGCCAUUAUUGCAGGGAACUUUGAGCUUGCCGAGGUAAUCAAGACCCACAAAGACUCCGAUGUCGUACCAUUCAGGGAAACCCCCAGCUAUGCAAAGCGACGGCGUCUGGCUGGCCCGAGUGGCCUGGCAUCCCCACGGCCCUUACAGCGCUCAGCCAGUGAUAUCAACCUGAAAGGUGAUCAGCCCGCAGCUUCUCCAGGGCCCACUCUCCGAAGCCUCCCUCAUCAACUCUUGCUCCAGAGGCUUCAGGAGGAGAAAGACCGUGACAGGGAUGGUGAACUGGAGAAUGACAUCAGCGGCCCCUCAGCAGGCAGGGGUGGCCACAACAAGAUCAGCCCCAGUGGGCCCGGCGGAUCCGGCCCCGCGCCCGGCCCCGGCCCGGCGUCUCCCGCGCCCCCCGCGCCGCCGCCCCGGGGCCCGAAGCGGAAACUUUACAGUGCCGUCCCCGGCCGCAAGUUCAUCGCUGUGAAGGCGCACAGCCCGCAGGGCGAGGGCGAGAUCCCGCUGCACCGCGGCGAGGCCGUGAAGGUGCUCAGCAUUGGGGAGGGCGGUUUCUGGGAGGGAACCGUGAAGGGCCGAACAGGCUGGUUCCCAGCUGACUGUGUGGAAGAAGUGCAGAUGCGACAGUAUGACACCCGGCAUGAAACCAGAGAGGACCGGACGAAGCGUCUCUUCCGCCACUACACUGUGGGUUCCUAUGACAGCCUCACUUCACACAGCGAUUAUGUCAUCGAUGAUAAGGUGGCUAUCCUGCAGAAAAGGGACCAUGAGGGGUUUGGCUUUGUUCUCCGGGGAGCCAAAGCAGAGACCCCCAUUGAGGAGUUUACACCCACACCUGCCUUCCCUGCACUCCAAUACCUUGAGUCUGUAGAUGUGGAAGGUGUGGCCUGGAGGGCUGGACUUCGAACUGGGGACUUCCUCAUUGAGGUGAACGGAGUGAAUGUCGUGAAGGUUGGACACAAGCAAGUGGUGGGUCUCAUCCGUCAGGGUGGCAACCGCCUGGUCAUGAAGGUUGUGUCUGUGACCAGGAAACCCGAGGAGGAUGGUGCUCGGCGCAGAGCCCCACCACCCCCAAAGAGGGCUCCCAGCACCACGCUGACCCUGCGGUCCAAGUCCAUGACGGCUGAGCUCGAGGAACUUGCUUCCAUUCGGAGAAGAAAAGGGGAGAAGUUGGAUGAGAUCCUGGCAGUUGCCGCGGAGCCGACACUGAGGCCGGACAUUGCAGAUGCUGACUCGAGGGCGGCCACUGUCAAGCAGCGGCCCACCAGCCGGAGGAUCACCCCUGCUGAGAUCAGCUCAUUGUUUGAGCGCCAGGGCCUCCCAGGCCCAGAGAAGCUGCCGGGCUCUCUGCGGAAGGGGAUUCCACGGACCAAAUCUGUAGGGGAGGAUGAGAAGCUGGCAUCCCUACUGGAAGGGCGCUUCCCACGCAGCACGUCAAUGCAGGACACAGUGCGUGAAGGUCGAGGCAUUCCACCCCCGCCGCAGACCGCCCCGCCACCCCCACCCGCGCCCUACUACUUCGACUCCGGGCCACCCCCCACCUUCUCACCGCCGCCACCACCGGGCCGGGCCUAUGACACUGUGCGCUCCAGCUUCAAACCAGGCCUGGAGGCUCGUCUGGGUGCGGGGGCCGCCGGCCUGUAUGAUCCGAGCACGCCUCUGGGCCCGCUGCCCUACCCUGAGCGUCAGAAGCGUGCGCGCUCCAUGAUCAUACUGCAGGACUCUGCGCCAGAAGUGGGUGAUGUCCCCCGGCCUGCGCCUGCCGCCACACCGCCUGAGCGCCCCAAGCGCCGGCCUCGGCCGUCAGGCCCUGAUAGUCCCUAUGCCAACCUGGGCGCCUUCAGUGCCAGCCUCUUCGCUCCGUCGAAACCACAGCGCCGCAAGAGCCCGCUGGUGAAGCAGCUUCAGGUGGAGGACGCUCAGGAGCGCGCGGCCCUGGCCGUGGGUAGCCCGGGACCAGUGGGCGGAAGCUUUGCACGAGAACCCUCUCCGACGCACCGCGGGCCCCGGCCAGGCAGCCUUGACUACAGCUCUGGAGAAGGCCUAGGCCUUACCUUCGGCGGCCCUAGCCCUGGCCCAGUCAAGGAGCGGCGCCUGGAGGAGCGACGCCGUUCCACUGUGUUCCUCUCUGUGGGUGCCAUCGAGGGCAGCCCUCCCAGCGCGGAUCUGCCAUCCCUACAACCCUCCCGCUCCAUUGAUGAGCGCCUCCUGGGGACAGGCGCCACCACUGGCCGCGAUUUGCUACUCCCCUCCCCUGUCUCUGCUCUGAAGCCAUUGGUCGGUGGUCCCAGCCUUGGGCCCUCAGGCUCCACCUUCAUCCACCCUCUCACUGGCAAACCCUUGGAUCCUAGCUCACCCUUAGCUCUUGCUCUGGCUGCCCGGGAGCGGGCUCUGGCCUCGCAAACACCUUCCCGGUCCCCCACACCUGUGCACAGCCCCGAUGCUGACCGCCCUGGACCCCUCUUUGUGGAUGUGCAAACCCGAGACUCUGAGAGAGGACCGUUGGCUUCCCCAGCCUUCUCCCCUCGGAGUCCAGCGUGGAUUCCAGUGCCUGCUCGGAGAGAGGCAGAGAAGCCCCCUCGGGAAGAGCGGAAGUCACCAGAGGACAAGAAGUCCAUGAUCCUCAGCGUCUUGGACACGUCCUUGCAACGGCCAGCUGGCCUCAUUGUUGUGCAUGCCACCAGCAAUGGGCAGGAGCCCAGCAGGCUGGGGGCUGAAGAGGAGCGCCCCGGUACUCCGGAGCUGGCCCCAGCCCCCAUGCAGGCAGCAGCUGUGGCAGAGCCCAUGCCAAGCCCCCGGGCCCAGCCCCCUGGCAGCAUCCCAGCAGAUCCCGGGCCAGGUCAAGGCAGCUCAGAGGAGGAGCCAGAGCUGGUAUUCGCUGUGAACCUGCCACCUGCUCAGCUGUCCUCCAGCGAUGAGGAGACCAGAGAGGAGCUGGCCCGCAUAGGGCUAGUGCCACCCCCUGAAGAGUUUGCCAAUGGGAUCCUGCUGACCACCCCGCCCCCAGGGCCGGGCCCCUUGCCCACCACGGUACCCAGCCCGGCCUCAGGGAAGCCCAGCAGCGAGCUGCCCCCUGCCCCUGAGUCUGCAGCUGACUCUGGAGUAGAGGAGGCUGACACUCGAAGCUCCAGUGACCCCCACCUGGAGACCACAAGCACCAUUUCCACAGUGUCCAGCAUGUCCACCCUGAGCUCGGAGAGUGGGGAACUCACGGACACCCACACCUCCUUUGCCGAUGGACACACUUUUCUACUCGAGAAGCCACCAGUGCCUCCCAAGCCCAAGCUCAAGUCCCCGCUGGGGAAGGGGCCGGUGACCUUCAGGGACCCGCUGCUGAAGCAAUCCUCGGACAGUGAGCUCAUGGCCCAGCAGCACCAUGCUGCCUCUACUGGGUUGGCUUCUGCUGCUGGGCCCGCCCGCCCUCGCUACCUCUUCCAGAGAAGGUCCAAGCUGUGGGGGGACCCCGUGGAGAGUCGGGGGCUCCCUGGGCCUGAAGAUGACAAACCAACUGUGAUCAGUGAGCUCAGCUCCCGUCUGCAGCAGCUGAAUAAAGACACACGCUCCUUGGGGGAGGAACCAGUUGGUGGCCUGGGCAGCCUGCUGGACCCUGCUAAGAAGUCACCCAUUGCAGCAGCUCGUCGUCCAGCCUCUCCAUCCCGCACGAACCCAAGGAAGUGCGCUUCGUGGUGCGAAGUGUGAGUGCGCGCAGCCGCUCCCCCUCACCAUCUCCGCUGCCCUCGCCUUCUCCCGGCUCUGGCCCCAGUGCCGGCCCGCGUCGGCCAUUUCAACAGAAGCCCCUGCAGCUCUGGAGCAAGUUCGAUGUGGGCGACUGGCUGGAGAGCAUCCACUUAGGCGAGCACCGAGACCGCUUCGAGG